Psylliodes chrysocephalus is the source of this 1420-nucleotide messenger RNA. Lineage: Eukaryota; Metazoa; Arthropoda; Insecta; Coleoptera; Chrysomelidae. The record is from the annotation of a GenBank genome assembly.
AAUUGAAUGAAGAUCAAUAGAUAAAUCAUUUUUUAAUAAAAUCCUCAAGUUUUAUUGUUUCUACGUUAGUUCUAUUUUCAUUGUUGGAGGAUCAAUUAGUGAAAAAUGAAAUUAAUACUGCUAACAGCUGUAAUUACCUUUUUCUGUGUAUCAGCCGAAAAAGUAAGAUAUGACAACCAUGCCGUAUACAGAUUUACGCCAAACAAUGAGAACGAAUUGAAAAUAUUACAAACGUUACAAAAAUUGAACAAGUAUAACUUUUGGACGGAACCAAGGCGUUCAGGUUUACCAGUAGACGUUAUGGUGCCACCAGAAUCGAAAGAUGAUAUAGAAAACUUGAUUUCAGAACACCAAUUAACUUUUAAAAUCAUGAUGGAGGAUGUUCAGAAACAAAUUGAGGAGGAGAAGUUGUUGAAUGCGAAGAAAAGCAAAUAUUUCGAUUGGGAAAGUUACCACACUUUAGAUGAGAUAUACGAUUGGCUCAAAGAUCUAGCUGCUCGAUUUCCUAAAGAGGUGACACUUGUCAAAGGAGGUACUACAUAUGAAGGUCGAGAUAUUUUGGGAGUCAAAGUAUCGUACUCUCCAGAUAAUGCAAACAAAACUGUAUGGAUUGAUUCUUUAAUACAUGCUAGAGAAUGGAUUGCUGGUGCUACGUCUACCUAUAUUCUAAAUAAAGUGCUAACCAGCACUGACCGAUUUAUCCGAAAAAUGGCUGAAAGCCAUGAUUGGUACUUCUUCCCAGUUAUAAAUCCCGAUGGUUAUGAAUACACGCAUACCACUGACCGGCUUUGGCGUAAAACCAGGAAACCUUACAGUAUAUGCAUUGGAACAGAUCCCAACCGCAACUGGGGUUACAAAUGGAAUGAAGAUGGUGGUUCAAGUGACAAUCCAUGUGCUGAUGAUUAUGCUGGCCCGAAUGCUUUCUCUGAAGUGGAAACCUCUACUUUGUCCCAAUUUAUGUCAGGAGUCGCUAAAGAUAUAAUGCUGUUUUAUACCUUUCAUUCAUAUUCGCAGUUAAUUCUUCUUCCUUAUGGACAUACAACGGAACAUUUGGAUAAUUAUGAUGACGCUUAUCAAGUUGCAAUGGAAGCAGCCUCCUCCUUAGAAGAAGUACACGGUACCCAAUAUACAGUUGGUAAUAUUGCUGAAACCAUUUAUGUCGCUACUGGUUCCAAUAUGGAUUGGCUGAAAGCAAACUACCAUGUACCAUACGCUUAUGCAUACGAACUAAGAGAUACCGGAAAUUAUGGAUUCCUCCUACCAGCAGACCAGAUAAUACCAACGGGAGAAGAAACUUUAGAUUCCAUCAUGACGGCUCUGGUGGAAAUUGAAAAUGUUAUAGAAUAAUUUGAAGUAAAUAAUGAUUGACAUUUUGUAGUAUAUAUUGUAAAUAAAUAGUUGUUUUAACUUUAAAUUCAUU